Guillardia theta CCMP2712 is the source of this 2334-nucleotide messenger RNA. RefSeq lists its product as hypothetical. The transcript is spliced from 21 exons. The record is from RefSeq and is a predicted model, not a curated record. Bases 1 to 2334 code for a protein of 777 amino acids. NCBI's taxonomy places the organism in Eukaryota, Cryptophyceae, Pyrenomonadales, Geminigeraceae.
AUGCAGGCACAAAGGUCACGACAAGCUGACAAAGACAGCAAAGACAACACAGAUGCCAUCAUUACCCUUCUUCACGACUCGGCUCUCAACUACGAGUGGAAGCAUGGACCAAGAUCAGUCCUCAACAAGUCCCACUCGCUCAAGCAUGUCUCGCACUACGUUGAGAACCCUUCCCUCGUCACCUUCUCCUUGAAUCGGGUACAUGAGGAAAUUGCGACUCGGGAGAGGAGGAGGAGGAGGAUAGAGAAACUUGCGCCCCAUUGUCUCUUCUUCGUGUUCUACAUGGCAGCGCUGAGCUUGGAGAUGAACACGACCAGAGGUGAGAUGGCAACUAGGGCGAUCAGAGAGAGUCUGGUGGAGAGAAGCUUGUUUUCCAGCUCGCCCUCCCCGAGCUCGAACAGCAGCUGCCGGGACAACCUCGGUCACCUAGCUCCUGACGGAUGUGAUGUCCCGCUAGCCACCAACAUGAGUUUCCUCGACGUCUCAGACCUUGACAAGUACUGGAGCUGGGCUCGCAUGUUCGUAUCCUCUUCCUUCUACAAGAACUACUGGUCAAACGGACAAGCGAUGAGCGCGACUGAUCAGAACACGUGGUUCUUCCAUGUGAAGCCUAUUAACGGUAUGACUAUGGUCCAGAAACGUGUGGCGUCUGGAUAUGAUACAAGGAAUGAUGUCGGGGGCACGUGUUGGAAGGCAAACGGCGGGAGCUUGAGAUCAUUCGCGCCAGUGUGUUACGACUCUUUGAAGUUCUGUCUUGACCGGGAGUCUUCUUUUGGUCCUCCGUCGAGUCCCAGCAAGUUCGUGUACGAGGAGCGAAGCCCUGGCGUCAUGAAGAACUUCCCCUCUCUUGGGGGAUUUUGGCAGCAGCUGCCAGCAACGAGCAGGCAAGCGAGCUGCGGACAGGCUGUAGAGCAGGUGGAUGUGCUGAGAGGAGAUCGCUGGCUGCAGAGAAGCUCGCAGUGGCUGAGGCAGGACGUGACUUAUAUGAUCCCUGCCGAAGGGCUGUACGUCGUUGGCAGGUAUGACGAUAAUGGUGACGAGGAUGACGAUGGAGGUCAGAGGGAUAGUGAUGAUGGUCUCCAGGUGUACUUGUACAACACGGGGCACGUAAAACCUUUGUUCUUAUCAAGUGCUUCAGCGGUGGAGACGUACAACUUCAACUUCUCUUCUCGCAUCGGAAUGCUCAUCCUCGAGAUCUUGACGGUCUUGACUUGGUUGCUCAAUAUUGCUCAGAGUUGGCGAGUGCUGGUCGCGUACAGUAAAAAACAUCCCGACAAGACGAGGCAUGAAGCUUUCAUCAAGUAUUACGGGAGCUCUCUACAACAGCUGAUAUCAGAUGUUCAUCUCCUUGCCUUCAUCGCUGUUGUCGUCAUGCGCAUUUUGAUCGCCGUCGACCCGUACGCCAGCCACGAAUCAGUCAGUGCCAACAGCAUCACGUGGGGGAGUCAAGCGCUGCUGUUAGCGCAGACACGACGUUUGAUCGACGCUUACAAGCUCUUGAGCGCUAUCUACCUGCUGGUCUUGAUGGUGAAGAUUAUCUUCUUCGCUUCCUUUGAUGCCAGGAAAGUGACGGAGUUGUACGUUCCCUACAUCUUCUCUCACUUAAGGACUCCUAUGCUCAACUUCGCUCUGGUUUUCUUCAUCUUUCUCGCGUCUUUUGCCGUCCAGGCGACGCUUCUUUUCGGAGACCAGCUCUUGUCCUUCUCGGAUUGGGGCUCAUCUUUCCUCUCCAUGCUCCAAGUGCUCGUCAAUGGGCUGUAUGGGAACCGAUCGAAACAAGCUGCUGACCUCGACCGGGUCUUUGACGUUUCUCCGAACGUGGCUUGGCUGUGGUAUUACUCCUUCUGGCUCGCUGUGAUGUUUCUAGUCGGCAACAUGGCUGUCUCUGUCAUGGGUUGUGUACACGAGAGGAUACAGCAGCUGCAGAUGACGGCCGGCAGCGCCGAGCCAGACCAGCUGGACUCUGACGACUCAUGGAUCAACGUCUUCAAGGAAAGUCUCCGGCACAAACACAAAGACGCCGACAGAGCACUGCAAGACCUGGAGGCGAUGUUCGUCGACAUGGACUGCUCUGAUGUUGACGAUGUUCAAUCUACUCUGAACAACCUGGGGAAACAGUACAACCAGGAGUUGGUUACAGCAGCUCUUCGCACCUACCCUAGUGCAGUUAACGACUCCAACGACGUCCUGAGUGUCUUCGAGGAGAGAAAGUUCUUUGAGGCCUCCCAACGGCUUCACCUCAAGAGUUUGAACGAGACUGCAGAAGAGAUCAUCUCGAGUCAGGCAAGGUUCAACCACAAGGUGGACAAGCUGACGAGGUGGCUGGAGAUGUAA